CCUCCUGCCGGCCGCUGGCUGCUGCGCGGGCCGGGCUGUCCGGUGGCCUGGUGGCACUAGCGGGGCGCGGAGGAUGAGCGCGGCGGGACUGGGCGGCAGCAGCAGCACAGGCACUAGCAGCGCGAGCAGCAGGAGCAGCCGCCGCCGCGGCGGGGCCGGUCGCUGAUCGCAGGAGUACCGCGGCGGAGGCAGGGCAUGGCGCUGCCGGGGGAGCGCGGCGCGGAGCCCCAGCCCGGUGCCUCCCGUCCCGCCGACGAGGAGGAGGACGGCGGCGGGGCCGGCGGGCAGCCGGAGGCGCUGUCGUUGGAGGAGAUCCUCAGGCUCUACAACCAGCCCAUCAACGAGGAGCAAGCGUGGGCCGUGUGCUACCAGUGCUGCGGCUCGUUGCGGGCCCGCGCCCGCCGCGGCGAGACCCCCUUGGCUAGGCUGGGGACAGCCGCGCACCUCCGCGUGUGGCGGGACGGCGCCGUCACCCUGGAGCAGGGCGAGCCCCCUCGGCCGCCCCCGCCCUCCGCAGAUAAAUCAGACCGUUUCCACUGCACAGAAAUGGAGGUUAUCGAAUCACUAGGGAUUAUUAUAUAUAAAGCCUUGGACUACGGUUUGAAAGAUAAUGAAGAGCGGGAACUGAGUCCUCCGCUGGAGCAGCUCAUUGACCACAUGACUAAUACCACAGAAACAGAUGGCAGUAGGGAUGAAGGAUAUGAUGCUCUAGAUGAAGGAGUGGAGGAUGAUGAUGAUGACAAAGAGGAAGUUGAGGCCAUUCAUUCCUUUAAAGAUGUCAUGAAGCUGUGUGCUGCCCACCUGCCAACCCGAUCAGAGGCACCAAACCAUUAUCAAGCGGUAUGUCGGGCUCUGUUUGCUGAAACGAUGGAGCUUUACACUUUCUUGGCCAAAAUUAAAAGUGCAAAAGAGAAUCUGAAGAAAAUUCAAGAAAUGGACAAAGAGGCAAGUGAUGACACCAGCACGGAUCUUGAUGACUUAAAAAACGCUGACUGGGCUCGUUUUUGGGUACAAGUGAUGCGAGAUUUACGAAACGGUGUUAAACUUAAGAAGGUUCAAGAGCGUCAGUACAACCCACUCCCAAUAGAAUAUCAGCUCACACCCUAUGAGAUGCUGAUGGAUGAUAUUAGAUCCAAACGCUAUACCUUAAGGAAGGUCAUGGUCAACGGUGACAUUCCACCUCGAUUAAAGAAGAGCGCCCAUGAAAUAAUCCUGGAUUUCAUCCGAUCGCGGCCUCCAUUAAAUCCUGCCUCAGCAAGAAAACUGAAACCAACCCCACCACGGCCACGCAGCCUUCAUGAAAGGAUACUGGAGGAAAUCAAGGCAGAGAGGAAGUUGCGUCCGGUCUCCCCUGAUGAGAUAAGGCGUAGCAGGCUGGAUGUAACUACACCAGAGGCUGGAAGAAAAUUAGUGGCUGCCUCUGUAGUGAACGGUGGCCUGUCACCACAAGGAAAGCAGAAUGGGGCCAUGCAGGCGACAGUGCAACGCAAGAGACUUCUUAAGGCUCCCACGUUGGCUGAACUUGACAGCUCAGAUUCAGAGGAGGAAUCAGUGCACCGAUCAGCAAGUAGCAGCAGCAUCUCCCCUUCACAAGUGGAAGACCCCUCUCAAGAAGGCACCAACAGCAGAAAGAUGCCACCGAAGUUCUUGCCCAUAUCAUCUACACCACAGCCCGAGAGACGGCAGCCACCUCAGAGACGACACUCCAUUGAAAAGGAAACGCCAACCAAUGUGAGGCAGUUCCUACCACCUUCAAAACAGAGCUCCAGGUCACUUGAGGAAUUUUGUUACCCGGUGGAGUGUCUGGCUCUGACGGUGGAGGAGGUCAUGCACAUCCGUCAGGUGCUGGUGAAGGCAGAGCUGGAGAAGUACCAGCAAUAUAAAGAUGUCUACACUGCUCUCAAGAAAGGAAAGCUCUGCUUUUGCUGUCGAACAAGAAGGUUUUCUUUCUUUACCUGGUCUUACACUUGUCAGUUCUGUAAGAGGCCUGUAUGUUCACAGUGUUGCAAAAAAAUGCGAUUGCCAUCAAAGCCAUAUUCUACUCUCCCCAUCUUCUCACUGGGACCUUCAACCUUGCAAAGAGGAGAAAGCUUUAUGAGGCCGGAAAAACCCUCUACCAGUCACCACCAUUCCCUGCGGAGCAUGUCCAGGCUGACCUCAAGGUCCAAAUCUGUGGAUAAAUCACACGAAGAGUUUCCCAAAGAAUUGAUGGAGGACUGGAGCACAAUGGAGGUGUGUGUGGACUGCAAGAAGUUUAUUUCAGAAAUCAUCAAUUCAAGCCGGCGCAGCCUGUCUCUGGCCAACAAGCGAGCCAGGUUAAAAAGGAAAACACAGUCCUUCUACAUGGCGUCCCCGGGAACCUCUGAGUACUGCCCCUCUGAAAGGACUAUCAAUGAGAUCUGAGCCUUGUGCCUUUCUUCCCUUUGCUUUUGUCUUCAUGAGGUCAUCGUCCAUGAGCAAGGUCACUGAAACUGGAUUCUCAUUCCGUUGCUUCGUUUCACUCGACUGGCUUGUGAUCACAGGAUUUCCUACCCCAACAGUUCCCACAGACACACCACACCACGUUUAGAUCUGUGCAGAAUGAUACGCAACGGGGCAGCUGCUCGCACGGGAAGAAAAUCAAUAGUUUGAAAUUGUUGCCUCUUUUUUAUGUCUGUGUUGAAACUAGAAAGCCUUUUCUUGCUUUCAGUCUUUUUUUAACCAUGCUUUGAAUCAUUUUUCAGGAGAUGUGCUGAAAACAUAUGUUUAAUGGAGAACCACAUCUAACAAAGUGUCAGAGUUAGCACAGUAGCAAACAGUAAGUCAUAUUGGCAUUACCCCCCUAGUAAUGCUCACAUCCAAGUUGAAACAGCAAAGGGUUAUUAUUGCACACCAGACACUGAGUGUGAGCGACUGUGGUCAAAACCAUCUUUCUGUGGAAUUCUUUCGGUUACUCUGAGAUCAGGGUUCAGCACAUGACUGUGUCUGAGGGCAAUAUAGGCAACAAAGUUCUUCGCCCGUGUGGUUGGCUGUUCCCCUGAGCUGCUCUACUUUUGAAGCCUUAGUGUACUUCUAAAUGUCUUCUGAGCAGGUUUUAGUAGUUUACUUUCUCUCUUGAAUGUAUGAUGAUGACUACUAGUAGCAGUGAAUUUUAUUAGUAGACAGAGUUGUACAGUUUAUGGGGAGGAUGGGAAAUAAGGGAGGCUUCUAAUUUUAACUGAAUACUUGUAAAGUUGUUCUUGUGGUUACUCAGAGAAAACAGAGGGUAAGGUGUACAUUUGUACUAUAACGGAGCACAAAAGUACCGCUAUAGUUACGUCUGACGGCAUAUCCACUGAGAACCCCAUUUUUUCUGGGGUUUAUAACUUGGCUGUAAAAAUUUGUGUUCUGCUGAAAUUUGAGACAGUGCUGUCUCGGAUUGGGAGCAACCUCUCUGUUGGGUUUUUUUUUUCAUUAAUCUUUUUCAUUCUUUUUCUCUUUUCAAUUCACUCGCAAAAGAGUGCUAGACUAGUUGCUGAGGAAUUCCGACAAUGUCACGAUGUUAACUGACAUCUUACGCUUUUUUGCACUUUCUUUUUUUUAUACUCAGAAUACUUUUUUAAAAAUUCAGGCUUAGCCAGAGUUUAGUCAAUAAUUUGGGGCCAGAUCAUUUUGGUAUUUACAAACAAGCUAACAUAGCCAAGUUAUUAAUACUUGAAAAUCAACUACUGUAACUUUUUCAUGAAUUUUUUAAUACCCUGAGGCAUAUUUAAUAUCUAUAUAGCAGUGUAUUAUAGAAUGAUGUAGCAGAGGAGUUUCAGAUCUAUUUAUUAACAUUUCUAUACUUCGGAUUAAUGAGAGAUACCUCAGAACUGCUCCAAAGUAGCUGGGACUGGAUUUCCAUAACAUGACUUUAAAGACGUAUUAAUCAAAACAGAUUCUCCUGACCAAACCUCGUGCAUUGAAAAGCCCACGGGAAGGCAGGAGACCCCGGCAGCCCUGGUAGGGCAUGCUGCAGAGGGCAUGGGGUGCCAGGGGUAGUUGGCUCCCAUGCAGUAGCUGUGCCCCAGCCCUGCUGCAGGCCGCUUCCUGUAGCCCAGAGUAAGGAGGCCUCCCUUUCAGAGUGUGCUCACACAUGACCUUGCAGCCUUUGGAGCAGCCGGUCAUGUCCUACUUUUUCAGUUGAUUUGAAAAGCAAAUGCAAAAGUCUCCUUCAUCCUUCCGAGGACUCAUCCAACCUUAUUUUUAAUUCAAUGCCCACUUGGAAAAUGAGAAUUUUUGCAUAUGCAGGGCUUACUGAAAUAACGUGUCGUUUUUUUCUGAACCAAUGCAAACAGGAAGAGCAGGGAUGAAGGCUUGACACUCCCUCGUAGCUGUCCCUUCCAAGGUCAGCUCUCUUCGGGGUACCUCUGGAAAAGUGUCUUGCACGUUAAAACACCUGGAGUACUGGCACGAGAUAAGGAUGUAGGAUUGCAGGAGGUGAGUGGCACAGCCUGAUCUGAAAGGUCUGCUGUUGCUGAUCUCAGUCACAUCAGCACUUUUUCUUCUUUCUGUGCCAAAACCAGGCCAUGUGUUUGCUGCACAGUGAAUCGGGAAAACUAGAUUGAGAAAUGCAUGAAAUCUCACUUUGCAUCUCCCCUGGUGCCGUUUUUAUUGUUUUUCCCUGGAAAUGCCCCAGCCACAUGUUACAAUUGCUCACUGUCCUCUUCCCUGGCAUCCUCAAGCCACUGAGGUGCAGCAUAUCCAGCAUGUUUAUUUUGCCCUUUGAGAGAGAAUUAGGAUGUAAUAGAAGAGGCAGGGUCAAGGGCUAAGUAAAUCCUGGGUGUGUGAAGGGAACUGAGUCCCUCUGUCCCAUGGGGGCAGCUGUGGGGGAGCAGUGGAGCACCAUCCAGCCUGUGCUUGCCUGAGGUGGCCAAGAGCCCUGGGCUCAGGCUGGGCCCCGCGGCACUGCCUUGGCCCUCCCUGUACAAAUGGCUCCGUGUUGCUGACACAGAGCUGCCGUGGAGCAGGGCCUGGACAAAAAGCCCUCCAAGGUGCUGAGUCAGGCGGCAGCUGGCUCCCUCCCUGCCUGUGGCUGGGCAGAGGGCAGGGCAACGGGCCAGUUUGCCAGCAGUGCCGGAGGAGCAGGGCCAGAGGAGCGAGGCCGGCCUGCUCCUCACCCGGCUCUCAGCUGAAUAUUUUUAGCCUUCCAUCUGGCUGCGUGCACGGGCAUCUCAAAUCCGCUGCAGUUCCAUCUCUCCUGCAGGGGCUGCAGCCCUCAGCCCGCAGUGCUGCCCAGCCUCUCCCUCCCACACACGCUCCCAGUUCCAGAUUAGUGGCAGUGGAUGAAAUCCGCAGCUUGUAAAUAUGUGUAAUAUAUUUAUUAAUAUUUAGGAAGUCUCCAUCAAUCAUGCAAUGGGGAUUGACCUUCCCAUGAUGUUUUAAAAAGGAAAUGAGUCUUAUUUAUAUGUAUGUUGGCUAUUAUCUUUAUUAGAGUUAACGCUUCCAGCCCCCUAAUGCAGUCUGCACUCCAUUAGGCAUUUUAGUGUGAAUUACUGCUGAAGAGAAUGCAGGACUAGCACGGCCAGCUCCCUUCCACGAAUUUUUAGUAUUAUUUUUUUUAAAACUUUAUUAAUAUGCCCAAGUUCUGUUUAAAUCUAUCAUAGGAGACCCAAGGAGUUAAAAAUGCCACUGGCAGCAUCAGUCGUCUUGUUUUGUGCAUGAACCCUGUUGUGGAGUAUUCAAAACCAGCUCUGCCUCACGGCAGCAAUGGAGGAAGCAAACAGGCCUUUUUUGUUGCGGUGCUCAAGCCUGACCUUUCAAGUGUCCCUGCUGACAACAGUGCUCUGGGGCUUUGUUGGAUUUUUCUCUUUCCCUAUUGCUUCCUUUAUACAGGGAGGGAGGAGUGUUACUUGGCAAAAAUAAAAUGCCUUUCCGUUACAGCCCUUGUCUGUGUUAAUUAUUCGUGUGGAAGCUGAAAGGUUCUGUAUUCUUUUUCAUGCUUUUACAGCUUUCUAAUAUCUGUAAGGUGCUUCUUUUGGCAAAGAAUUGUUAAUGAAAAUGAUUGAAUAACAGCUGAACCCCACCUGGGCUGCACAAAGGGACAGAAACAUGUCAAAGUAUUCUCAAGUAGCAAUAAAACUUCUUGUGUAGCCCCAAUGAUGCGAUGAACACACCAUCAUCAUUUACAGAGAGCUCCCUGUUACCAUGUUGCUACUUCCAACCCUGAUGGUCUGUAGCUGAGGGGAGCUUGUCCUGCAUGUAGCACAAGCUGUGGGAAAUCUCCAUCCCUCAUCUUUGGGAGAUAAAUGCUGGCAGUCUUUUGGAGAGCUUUUUGAUUGACUUAUGUUUUAAACCAAAAGUCAGGACAUAUUUAUCACUACUAUGUUGUUCUCUCUUCCCUUUCAAGCUCGCCCUUUUCCCUAGCCAAGUUUAGCAUCAGCUUCUAUGGUUAGUUACUGGCUGCAUGCUCAAUAGAUUAAAACUAAUUUAGAAGCUCCAGCUUGAGACUCCUGAUUGCUACCUUUGUGCUUCACCUCACCCAGCAGCUCUGUACAUCUUUCAGGAAUGUUUCUUAGGAGCUCUGUCUCAUCUGUGAUACAGCGACAGCACACGGGCAUGAGGGAAAGGUGCUGCAACACUGUGCUCUGGUGCUACAGCAUAUGGGUUUUAUCAAUGUUACCAUACCAUUUUAUAGUAUUUCCGCAAUGAUAACUUGGAGCUGCUCUGGUUUAUUUCUUCUUACUUUGUAUGUAUGUACCUUAAUGCCAAUCUGGGAAUGUUUAUGCAUAUUGAUUCCAGCGAUAAAGACCUGUUUUGUUGUUUCUGUUGGAUUUUUUACUACUGUGUUUCAUAUUUUUUUGGGUACCUGAAAUUACUGACUGGGAUUUCCUGGUAGGAGAACUACGAGAGCGGGGGCACUGAACCCAUUUCCCAAGAUAAGUGUAAGCUGGGGGACGCAGCUCUGGCGGUUGCUCCCACUGGUGCCAGCUGUGAGUGAGCAGCCACAGCCCUCCCUGGGGGGGCCUCUCUCUGCAUUCCACCUUCACCUUGAAAAGUCCCAGCGCUGCCCUUGGUGCUCAGCUGAGCUGGGACAAGCUGUGAGCCUCGCGGCGCCCCAGGGGCCUCAUCUGCAAAAACAGGGACACAGGGACACAAUGUUAAAGAACAUUGAGAGCUGCUUGAUGAAGGGACAAGCACUCGAUGUCAAAGCUAAUAGGAUCCUGCACUGCCCCUUUCCAUCAGCUUUCUGUGGCAGCACUGCGAGGUUUACUGAUCUCCAGGUGGCUGAAACCUUCCAAUGCUUUGACAAGCAAAUAGGAAUGAAUUUUACCACGGCAGUCCACACUUAAAUGCCAUAGGGUAUAACCAGGAGAUGGAGCUAAAUAGUUACCCAAUACACAUGGCAAAUGUGAGGUGGCAGUAGCUUUGCUCAUUUAUUUGCGCAGAACUGCAGUUGAGUAACUUUUCUCCUUCUCCUCUGGUCGGGCUGUUUUGCAAGCGCAGCCCCUGCCUGAGCUGAGUGUCAGACUGGGAGCCUGGGCUCUGCUCUGGGCUCUGCUCUGAAAUAACCACAGAAGCCACUGCAGUCUGCAAAGGUUGGUGAGACAGGUUUGGUAGAACAGUUCUAGAGGAAACCAUUUGGAAUAGAUCUUUCCCUAGCUGAUAAAAAA
Colius striatus (speckled mousebird) is the source of this 7610-nucleotide messenger RNA. RefSeq names its product spire type actin nucleation factor 1 (gene SPIRE1). Lineage: Eukaryota; Metazoa; Chordata; Aves; Coliiformes; Coliidae. The transcript has 16 exons. Gene Ontology annotation, biological process: polar body extrusion after meiotic divisions; actin nucleation; cleavage furrow formation. Bases 196 to 2403 code for a protein of 735 amino acids. Gene Ontology annotation, molecular function: actin binding. Gene Ontology annotation, cellular component: cell cortex; cytoplasmic vesicle membrane. The record is from RefSeq and is a predicted model, not a curated record.